Cryphonectria parasitica EP155 is the source of this 678-nucleotide messenger RNA. RefSeq names its product alpha/beta-hydrolase. The record is from RefSeq and is a predicted model, not a curated record. The transcript has a single exon. Gene Ontology annotation, biological process: biosynthetic process. Gene Ontology annotation, molecular function: acyltransferase activity, transferring groups other than amino-acyl groups. NCBI's taxonomy places the organism in Eukaryota, Fungi, Ascomycota, Sordariomycetes, Diaporthales, Cryphonectriaceae. The coding region runs from base 6 to 623 and encodes 205 amino acids.
UCUCUAUGGGCGGCCAGCAGGCUUUCCAUAUGGCCGUUCUCUAUCCUGACUUUGUGGAACGUGCCGUGGUGCUCUGCAGCUCGGCGCGCACCUCGUCGCACAACUGGUCUAUCCUUCACGGCUUGGAGACUGCCCUUGUGAGCUCGGUGGACUGGCAUGAUGGACAGUACACGCAGACGGCCGUGAAAGGCACGACGGCCUUCUGGAGGAUCUUCUCGACGUGGGCACUAAGUUCGGCGUGGUUUCGCGAGCGGCGCUGGGAGGGGAUGGGCUACAAAACUCUACAAGAAUACCUGGAGGAAAUGUGGAGCGGCGGACAGGAUGCUCAUGACCUGCUCUGCCAGCUCCACACGUGGCAAAAAGGUGACGUCUCGCUCUAUGGCCCGGAGAAGGGGGAUCUUGCAGGUGCACUUGCGGGCAUCAAGGCAAAGGUCCUGGUGAUGCCUGGACGCACGGACAGCCUUUUCCCACCCCAGGACAGCGAGGAGGAGGUCAAACAUUUGAAACACGGUGAGCUGAGUGUUAUUGAAAGUGUCUGGGGUCACGCUGCUGGUGGUGGGGAUGGGGGAAACGAAGACACCCAGUUCAUCGCCGGUGAAAUUGCACGAUGGUUGACCAAAUGAGAUUACUUUGACUUGAUUACAAAAAGUUCUUCAAAAUUAAGGCAGCUGGUACUUG